CUCCCUCUUAUGGCUCCCUCACCGGCCGCCGAUGCCGGCCUCUCUCUCUUGCCACAGCUUCAGUGCCUUCUCAUUGGCCGGCACCGACACACGAUAGUCAUCUAAUUGUGUCUCCAGCCCACGCAGUGCAUGACCGUGCAGCAGCGUCAGCUCGUCCCGCUCAGCCUCCAGCCUGCUGCUGCUCUCCUCAUCCACACCACCAUCGACACCCACGGGCUGAGGUGCUUCUGAUUCCUGCCCCUCUGCCACAUCGGUGCGUCUGUAUGGUCUCUUCUCGUAGUGCAUUAUGAGAGCCUCGGCGUGGCAGAGGGCGUUCUGGAAAGCCUCGCACAUGGCGGUGCUUGAUGCGAGCAGGUUCCUCAGCACGGCGGCCUGGUUGGCACUGCACAGCAGCUGACACCACACACACACAUAGAGAGAGAGAGCGAGGAGGUGGGCGACCGCAUAUGGGAACCAUAUUUGGCACCUUUUCAUUGAUGUGUGUGAUGUCUCCCUCCAGCUCCUGUUUCUCCAUCUCCAGCCUUAAAGCACCAAUGGCCAACAACACAUAUCACAUCAUACGCCUACAUGGCGAGACGGCAAAGGCCUGCCUUCUCUUGCAUCUGACCUGCCUACCUGUUACUUGUGGCCAGCUGUGCCUGGUAUCUGUCUGUCAGGUCGUUGAGCUGCUGUGCCAAAUCCUGCUUGGCUUCGAUGAGCUUCUGGUUCUUGUCGACGUAGUCAUACAUUCUCUUCUUGCUGGUCUGCAGCAGACUCUCGGCAUCCUUCAACGCCCUCUUGUCGCCCAUGUCAAAAUUAACACCGCUACCCUGUCAGGCAAUAUGACAGCAACACUCGUGUGUGUCCCUCUCCUCUCCCUCCCCAUCUCUGUGUGUAUUUAGGCUUACAGGCGAGACAUCGUACUUGACUGUCGAUGUGAGCCCCAGGACCUCUUCCCUGCCGUGGUCGAGAUGCAGGAACGACAGCGACCGCAGCUCCUCUGUCUCCGCGCCAGCCUGUGUUGUCACGCCGAUCCGCCUCCCCCCAUACACCACCAAGGCACCCAUGUGCUGAUCGAAUGUCGUCCUGGCAUACAGCCGGCGGGGCAGCGGGGGUAUGCCACCGAUAAAGGGCGUCACCCAUAUCCUGGCCUUGUCGUCCAGAUUGAGCAAAAAGACCGUACCGACAAACCUGGUGGUGGUGUCUUUGCUGCCGGGCUGGUACGUCUCGCCGCCCCACAGGACGAUCUGCGGCUGUGGCGUGCGCAUGACGGCCAUCGUGUGGCCGAACAUCGGGCCGGGUGGGGUGCCUGCCGCUUCAACAGGCUCCCAUCUGGCACUGCAAAUACACACAGACACACACCGGCAGAGACAUAGAAAGAAGAUCUUUGAACGCAUUUCCGCUUGCUUACUUACGUGUUGCAGUCAUAUCUGUGGAGGUCGUCGAGGGGCAUGUCAUUGGUUUCCCCUCCAUAAAGGUAGAGGUAUUGGCCACAACCCACCAUAGCCCCGCUGUGCCGGGCACACGGACAUAUCCGGGAGGAGGGAGCAGGAAACGAUGGCGACGGUGCAACGGCUCCGCUCUGCAUGCAUGUACCGAUCCAUGGCAGGAAAGAGAAACGCAUUGCGCCUAUGGAUUGUUCUUCUGCAGUCACUCACCCUGAGUUUUGUCCAGUAGAUUUCAGUCACUUCCUUGCCCGACGCCCUCUUUUCGCGCAGAGAGUCGGUGAGUGAGGGCAGCACACUCAGCCCCCACAUGUCGCCAAACACCCAGCCUUCAGGCAUGCCCCUACCACCGAACAGCCAUCCCACAUUCAUGUGCCUAGCCGACAUAAACAGAGAGACGGAGACACAAAGCGAUAAAUGUGUGGCUGCCGGUCCGGCCUUUGUGUCUUUUGCGUUUGGACAUACCUACCAUGUGUGCAGGGCGCUUUCUCUUGGCUCGGGGCAGACGCCAUUGCGAAAGAAGGGAAACACGCGGUGCCAAUGCAUUCGGGACAGAUCCAAUACAAAAGUCUGAUCCAUCCAGCCAGCCAGCCAGCCAGCCAUCCAUCCAACAUCAAGGAAGCCGCCAAGUGCUGCAUGCACUGUCCUUGCAAUGCUUCCUACUUGGCUGGUGCUCUGCCGCAUCUCAUCCUGUCCCCUGAAGGCACAGACAGCACUCGCGUGCAUAGAAUACAUGAGCCACCCGCACAGCCGUGCAAUAGUCGCACUGACCCGAAGACGACCAUGUAAUUGCCAAUUUUGCCGCCCUGCUUGGCGGACGUGAGUGAGCACACCCAGCUGGCAUGAUGGGCCGUCGGCUUCGGCAGCUCUCCGUUGCAACUGGCAAGGCCCCACGUCCAUCUUGGGCCGACGGUGGCUGUUGUGUCGGUGAGCCUCUCGACGGUGUAGACGGCAUUGUCCUUGCCCUUUGCAGUGAGGCCGCCAUACAGCACCAGGGAGGGCGAAGCUGUGUCCGCUGACGGAUUCCAGUGAAGAGAACAUCCUGAACAAGGUACGCAACAAUCCGUGCACUCAAACGGAAUGUCAGGUCAAUGCAUGGGGCAGCUGACCGGAGCGAACAGGUGGGGGGUUGCCCCGCGAGACGUCAAUGGAGGUCCAACACAGACUCUGAGCCAUCAAAACUUGUCGAGAACCGAAGACAGGCGAAAAAUCUCGACGAGCGAUCAU
Messenger RNA from Vitrella brassicaformis, 2651 nucleotides. The record is from the annotation of a GenBank genome assembly. NCBI's taxonomy places the organism in Eukaryota, Vitrellaceae.